Aspergillus niger is the source of this 498-nucleotide messenger RNA. RefSeq lists its product as hypothetical. The transcript is spliced from 3 exons. Bases 1 to 498 code for a protein of 165 amino acids. NCBI's taxonomy places the organism in Eukaryota, Fungi, Ascomycota, Eurotiomycetes, Eurotiales, Aspergillaceae. The record is from RefSeq and is a predicted model, not a curated record.
AUGGCAAUCCACCUUGUAUCUAGCGGUGUGAGAAUUGAUGCUUGGUUCUCCUUAUCACUUUCUACCAGUUUGAGAUCUGUUCAGGGGAUAAGUUCAGUUGAUGGGAAUCAAGAAAGAACAGGCAGAGUAAUCUAUGCAUCAUUAAGGCUAAUCCAGCAAUGGGCCGUUCUGAGUCUUCAAGUCCCCAUUCUGGGGAGCGAGUACAUUGCAAUAUCUGUCAUACAAGAGAACAAUGCUGAAGCCCUCCACCAGGUCAAACUAUCCGGAUCGUCAGAAGAUACCGUUCAUUUCUCCGCUAAAGCAGGAGCAUUCGUAGCACAAUGCUUCUACCCAAGCUUAGACCAAUUCCUCAAGCUUUCCAUAGUAGGAGGAUGUGAUACGAGAAUGAUGACUGGGUCAGGAAAAUUUGUUUCGUUGAAUGGAAAAGUGAGGUUCCAUGUCAUUAAUACUAUCAAGGAUUUUGACUGGGUGAAGGUGAACAAGUACGCUGAGGAAUGA